Solanum lycopersicum (tomato) is the source of this 2615-nucleotide messenger RNA. RefSeq names its product F-box protein CPR1-like. The record is from RefSeq and is a predicted model, not a curated record. Gene Ontology annotation, molecular function: protein binding. Lineage: Eukaryota; Viridiplantae; Streptophyta; Magnoliopsida; Solanales; Solanaceae.
UGCUUAUAAGCAAAAAAAGAUUCACUAAUAAAGAUGAUAGAUAGCUCUCAAUGGAAUUAAUGAGUCGAUAUUUUCUACCAAUGCCAUGUUUCAAUGCUAUAAAUAAUAGGACAAGAGGAGCAUAGCUACUAUAUAUCAACAUCCCUCAUCACCUAGCUAAUUACAACUAGGGUUUAAUUUCCAAAAUUCUCACUCUUACAAAAUUUUGAACCUUUUUUUUUUUUAAAAAAAAAAUGGUGAUUGUGAGAGGAAACACAUCGCGUUUUCAUCCCUAUGAGAUAGAAGCAAGGCUUGUAAUUAGCUUUUACUUGAACAGAGAGCUCGAGAAUGAUGUUGAUGAUGACGAUGAUGAUGAUGAUGAUGGAGCAAAAGUAGCACCUGCAGCAUAAUAUGGUUUGACAUGUUUUCUUUUGAAAACAUGAAGCUCAUUAUAUAUAAUAUGGUUUGUGAAGGAGAAAUUGGUGUCUAAUUUUCUCCUUACAAUAAAUAGGAAACUAAACCCUAGCUAUAUAUAUAUAUGAGAAUUUGUCUUCUUUUAUUAGCCAAAAAUAUAUAUAUAGUCUUCUUUUCCACCCUUUAUAUUAGCAUUAGUACUUUUUUUUAUCAUUAUUAAUUGAAGCAAUUAUAUAUUUAGAAUUAAGUUAAAAUUGAACUAUUUUUCCAUUACACAUCAUCCUUAAUAAAUAUGGUUGAAUUUUGAGCAUGGAAAAUUGCUUCAUAUAUUCCAAGAAAUGAGGAACUUCAAACAUUAAAUUUAAUCUCAUAUUUCAGAAAUGAAGCUACAUUUAUGGACUACUUUAGAUUCUCCUAUUUUUGUUUCCUUUCUUACAUAUCCAUUUGAAGAAAAAAAAAUUUAAAAAAAAAGAAGAGAUUAUUAAAGGGUAAUGAAUCUAUCUGAAGAUGUAAUUUUCGAGAUUUUGACAAGACUACCUGUAAUUUCUUUGAUAAGGUUCAAAUGCGUUUGCAAAUUCUGGUAUUCUCUCAUCAAGAACCCUAAUUUCAUCUCAAACCAUUUGCAUAACCUAAAUAACAAACAAAAUCAUCUCCAUUUGCUAAUUAGUCGCCGCGGAAAUAUUACAAAUAAAAGGAUCCUCUCAUUGUCACAAAACGAUACAUUUGAUGUUUUCAUCAAUCAAGAUUUUCCAGAAUACUUCAAUGACAAAUUUGGUCACAUAAGACUUAUAGGUCCAUGUAACGGCAUUGUUUGUUUAUGUGGUUAUCCAGAUAACAUUGUUCUAUGGAAUCCAUCAAUUAGAGACUACAAAAUACUACCUCAAUCACAAAUUCAACGUCUUGUUGGGUCAACAAUACGUGGGAGUGAUUUUGGAUUAGGGUUUGAUUCGAAGAAAAAUGAUUAUAAGGUAAUACAAAUUUUAUUUUGUCUAACGAUUGAUCGUGUUUUUGUUUAUCAAGUUGAGAUAUACUCUUUGAAUACAAAUUCGUGGAGGAAGUAUAAAGGGGUUGUACCAUCUAAAAUAAAGUAUGGUAAUACUUCAUGGAGUAUGGUGUAUAAAAAUGAGAUUUUUUGUUGGUUAGGUCAAGAUGUUGAUAAUCAUGAGGUGAUACUUUCAUUUAACAUGAGUGAAGAGAUUUUUCAGAAUAUUAAGUUACCAUCAAAUAUUGAAAUUUUUGGAGUGCAAGAAAUUAUGAGGAGUGUUUGGGUGAUUGUACCAUUUAAAGAAUCAAUUUCACUUAUUGUUUAUUGUUUAAAAGAAGUGGAGAAGUAUUAUGAUGUAUGGGUGAUAAAUAAUGAAUUGGGAGUUGAAAAUUGUUGGACUAAAUUGCAAAGAAUUGGUCCUAUUUCUAGGGUGGAAAGGCCUUUAGGGCUUUGGAAAAAUGGUGAGCUGAUUUUGGAAAAUAGCUCUGGACAAUUAGUGAUUUAUGAUCCUUCAAAUCAAGAAAUGAAGACACUUGGAUUUUAUGGGAAAAGAGGCAGGUUGGAAAUAGUUGUUUAUAAGGAGAGUUUAGUUUCGAUAUCGUAGACAUACUGGGUAUACUGUUGAUAUUGCUUCUAUGUGAAUAGCAGAGGAGACAAAUUUGAAAAUGAAACUAGUGUUAAUUCAUGUAUAUAUGUAGAUGUUUUUCUGCUGUAUGUAUGUGUGUAUGGUUCGAGAUGAAAGGAAUGGAUUUAAACGCAGAUCCUAUUCAGUUUGAAACAAUAGUAUAUAUUUUUCGAACCCUUAGAAGUUGAUAUGAAACUAAUUUCUUCUUGUACAUAAAUAUGAGUCCGGAGACGAAAAGGAAAAAAAAAAAGAGUGAAAUUUCCAAAAGAGCUACAAAAACAAGUUUGAAACCAAAAAUAACAUUUAAACAGGAGGGAGAUGAGAAGGGCAUAUUUUGACAACUUUUUCUUUCAAAACAUGCAUUUCUUUGUUCUAUUUAUGAACAGUCAAAUGCUCAGACUAUAGUCGAGAGCCUUCGAGACAUUCAGAUUUCGUAUCGUACAACAAAAAAAAUACAGCAUUCAUCUAUCUUCCCUUUGAUGUAGCAAAAUCCCAUUUUGAUUCCCUACAGCAUACAUACAACACCCUAUAUGUUUACUUACUUUACCUUCUUGGAGUGUAACAAAAAUGGGAAGAUUCUUGCUGUUGCUUCUGUGAAAAGAAAAAAAAAAC